Molecule: messenger RNA, 620 nt
Organism: Aphis gossypii (cotton aphid)
Lineage: Eukaryota; Metazoa; Arthropoda; Insecta; Hemiptera; Aphididae
Gene: l(3)neo43
Product: cytochrome c oxidase assembly protein COX16 homolog, mitochondrial
Exons: 1
Coding region: 244-543 (99 amino acids)
Biological process (GO): mitochondrial respiratory chain complex IV assembly
Cellular component (GO): mitochondrial inner membrane
Source: RefSeq, a predicted model, not a curated record
AUAUCAUUGAACUGUGAUUGAACGGUCAGAUUGUAUACUUUAAGUCUUAAGAUAAUGAUAUUUUACCGACUAAAUGUUGUAUAAAAAAUAGUAUUGAACCUUCCUAUGCUGUAGGCUUCGGAAUAACUGUUAACUACAUUUUUGAUGAUUUUUUUUAUCUAGUAAGCCGUGCUUUAGACAAUUUUAUAAUUUUAAUACAUUUAAAAAAAGUUAAAUUAAAAUGUGUUCAAUAAACGCGUAAUAAUGGAUCAUUUUUCAAAAUCAUUAGACAGUUUUUUUAAAAACAAAUUUUUUCGAUACGGAUUGCCAUUUAUUUUGUUAGUUGUUGGAGGAUCAUUUGGCCUAAGAGAAUUUUCACAGAUUCGAUAUGAUUAUCGAAAGGUCAAAUUCAUCAGUCCAGAAGAACUUAAGAAACAAGGUAUUGAAAUGAAACCUCGAGGCAGCGUCACAAUAGAAACUGAAUAUAAAAAGCUUUUGGAACAAGUUAAUUUAGAAGAUUAUGAGAAUAAAAGAAUACCAAGACCACCUGGAUUUGAAGACUGAAAUAAAACUAUAUUAAAAAAUUGUUUUAGUAUGUUUUUAUUUUAACAAAUAACAAAUAAAUAUGUUAUAAUAUAUUA